CCUCCUCCUCCUUCUCCUCCUCCUGUCUGCCUGACUGAAGUCCCGCUGAGCUCCUCUCAAACUUUAUUGUCGAGCCUGGAAGCGGAGCGCGAAGGUCUAGAGUUGACCGGCAGCCUCUCCCCGCCUUGCAGCCUCCUGACGCCGCAGGAGUCGACCGUAUCGGUCGGAGGACGGAUUCUCGGGUUAUUUUUACGCGUUUUUCUGACCUUUUUAAUCGAGCUUUCCGCGUAUUUUCGGAGCUUCUGUGCGGAUUUUAUCUGCAGAAUCCGGGAGCUGUCAGCCUAAAACAGAGACACGCUUUGUGUUUUCGGGGGUUCCUCUGCGGAGCGGAGCGUCCGGAGCUCCCGCGGACAUGUGGCAGUAGCGGAGCUCCGUCUGCGCUCGGACCCUUUCAUGGUGACUUCCAGAGGACAGCAGCGCGUUCGUUUCCGUGUGAAGCCAUGAGCACGCAGCGCGGCUGUCCGGUGCAGGUGUGGACCUUCCUCUGGGCGCUGCUGCCCGUCUCCGCCUCCAGCCUGGAGAUGAGCUUCUACGACCUGGAGCGGGACCGGCCGGCUAAGUGCGAGCCCAUCGUGAUCCCUAUGUGCGUGGGGAUCGGCUACAACCUGACCCGCAUGCCCAACUUCAUGGACCACGACGACCAGGCUGAGGCGGCCAUCAAGCUGCAGGAGUUCGCCCCUCUGGUGGACUAUGGCUGCGAUGUGCACCUCCGCUUCUUCCUCUGCUCCCUCUACGCCCCCAUGUGCACGGACAAGGUGUCCACCUCCAUCCCCGCCUGCAGACCCAUGUGCGAGCAGGCCAGGGACAAGUGUGCCCCCAUCAUGAAGAAGUUCAGCUAUACUUGGCCCGACUCGCUGGACUGCUCCAAGCUGCCCACCAGGAAUGACCCCAACGCCCUGUGCAUGGAGGCCCCCGAGAAUGAAACCCGGACGGAGGGGAAGAAAGACAAAAAGAAGGGGGAAGGCAUGCUUCCGGUGCCCCCUCGUCCCAGGCAGCCGGACACCCCCAGCAGCCGCCUGCCAGGCAGUGGCAACUCCUGUGAGAACCCCGACAAGUUCCAGUUUGUAGAGAAGAGCCAGUCCUGCGCCCCGCGCUGCUCCCCAGCCGUGGACGUCUACUGGUCCAGGCAGGACAAGGACUUUGCCUUCAUCUGGAUGACGGUGUGGUCCAUCCUGUGCUUCGUCUCCACCGCUUUCACCGUCCUGACCUUCCUCCUGGAGCCCCACCGCUUCCAGUACCCUGAGCGCCCCAUCAUCUUCCUCUCCAUGUGCUACAUGGUCUACUCUUUGGCCUUCAUCAUCCGCUCUGUCGCGGGCGCCGAGAACAUCGCCUGCGACCGUGAGCACGGGGAGCUCUACAUCAUCCAGGAGGGGCUGGAGUCCACCGGCUGCACCAUAGUCUUUCUGAUCCUGUACUACUUUGGAAUGGCGUCUUCCAUCUGGUGGGUCAUCCUGACCCUCACGUGGUUCCUGGCAGCGGGGAAGAAGUGGGGUCACGAGGCCAUCGAAGCCCACAGCAACUACUUCCACAUGGCUGCUUGGGGCAUCCCUGCUCUAAAGACCAUCGUCAUCCUCACUAUGAGGAAGGUGGCCGGAGAUGAGCUGACGGGGCUGUGUUACGUGGGGAGCAUGGACUCGGGGGCGCUGACGGGCUUCGUCCUCAUCCCGCUGUCAUGCUACCUGAUCAUCGGCACGUCCUUCAUCCUCACCGGCUUUGUGGCCCUCUUUCACAUUCGCAAAGUGAUGAAGACGGAGGGCACCAACACGGAGAAGCUGGAGAAGCUGAUGGUGAAGAUUGGCAUCUAUUCCAUCCUCUACACGGUGCCGGCCACCUGCGUCAUCGUCUGCUACUUCUACGAGAGGCUCAACAUGGACUACUGGAAGCUAAGGGGCCUGCAGGAGGAGUGCGACUCCUUCAGCAGCCACAACAGCAAGUGCUCCCUGGAGACGUCCGUGCCCACGGUCGCCGUGUUCAUGCUGAAGAUCUUCAUGUCGCUGGUGGUCGGCAUCACGAGUGGCGUGUGGGUGUGGAGCUCCAAAACCCUGCAGACCUGGCAGGGUCUGUGCAGCAGGAAGCUGAGCGACAGGACUAGCAGCAGGAAGCCCUGCAGCGGAGUGAGCUGCAGCAGCACCCACUGCCACUACAAAUCCCCCACCGCAGUUCUGCACAUGGCCAAGACGGACCUGCACUCAGAAAACCCCACGCACGUCUGAGAGGAAGCACGGGGGGACUCCGGGGGCCCCGCUGGAGGAGCGGCUCCCCUGAACUGACACAUGGUUUCUCUGCUGCCCUGAGGGACACACAGGUACCGCUGAGACGAAACAGUAUUGAGUUCAGAAAGGGAAGAGUUCAGUAUUCACACUCAUAUGUUCCUGUUCAAAGUGUUCUGUAAAGUGUUGCCAGACAAAAGAAGUUAAGCUGUAAAAAUCUGUAUAAAUGGUUUAUUUAUUGUAAAUAUAUUUAAUUUAAAGCCCUCCCUGGCUCUUACUUAUUUUGAUGUAAAGAUGCGUUCAUGAGAAGUGCCUUUUAGAGGAGCUGUGGUCUUUUGGAGGUGAAUAAACUUGUGGAAGAACUGUG
Oryzias latipes (Japanese medaka) is the source of this 2577-nucleotide messenger RNA. It is a transcript of the gene fzd9b, whose product is annotated as frizzled class receptor 9b. Gene Ontology annotation, molecular function: transmembrane signaling receptor activity; Wnt-protein binding. The record is from RefSeq and is a predicted model, not a curated record. Gene Ontology annotation, biological process: non-canonical Wnt signaling pathway; canonical Wnt signaling pathway. NCBI's taxonomy places the organism in Eukaryota, Metazoa, Chordata, Actinopteri, Beloniformes, Adrianichthyidae. Gene Ontology annotation, cellular component: membrane.